This is a messenger RNA of Helianthus annuus (common sunflower), 792 nucleotides long. RefSeq lists its product as uncharacterized. The transcript has 3 exons. The coding region runs from base 1 to 792 and encodes 263 amino acids. The record is from RefSeq and is a predicted model, not a curated record. NCBI's taxonomy places the organism in Eukaryota, Viridiplantae, Streptophyta, Magnoliopsida, Asterales, Asteraceae.
AUGUCGUCAAUGGGUAAGAUGAAGUUCUUCCUAAGGCUCCAAGUUGAUCAGAUGCCAGAGGGAACUUUCAUACAUCAAACGAAGUACAUUUACGACGUUCUGGAGAAAUUUGGGAUGUCCGAUACAGCGCCAAUGUCCACCCCAUUAGCAACUAAUCAUGGUAUCAACCCUGAUCUCACUGGAGAGAAGGUCGACGAGACGAUAUACCGCUCGAUGAUUGGUUCGCUGAUGUACUUGACAGCAUCCAGACCAGAUAUAAUGUACCCGACAUGCCUCGCGGCCCGAUAUCUGUCAAGUCUUAGAGCCUCGCACAUGUCUAUCGUCAAAAGGAUCCUACGCUACUUGAAAGGAACCCCAAGUCUAGGGUUGUGGUAUCCAAAAAAUGGUGACUUUAAGCUCGAAGGAUACUCGGAUUUAGAUUUCGGUUGCUGCAAGAUCAACGCAAAAUCAACAACUGCAGGAUGCCAAUUCUUCGGACCUCACUUGGUCACUUGGCAGUGUAAGAAGCAAACCUCUGUUUCUCUUUCGACUUGUGAAGCAGAGUACGUGUCAGCCAGCAGCUGCUGCUCGCAGAUUCUGUGGAUCCAGCAACAGAUGCGUGAUUACGGUUUGCAAUUUCUUACCUCUCCUAUAUUUGUUGAUAAUGAGGUUGCAAUCAACAUAACGAAAAAUCUGCUUUUGUCGUUAGGGGAGGAAAUACAUGGCGUUGAUGAGAAAACAAUUGCAGAGGAUGUUGAAAAGCAGACUGUGUUGGCAAGAGCAACUGAUUGGCAUCCAACUCACAACAUCUAG